This is a messenger RNA of Tachysurus vachellii, 3036 nucleotides long. RefSeq names its product phosphoglycerate dehydrogenase (gene phgdh). Gene Ontology annotation, biological process: L-serine biosynthetic process. Gene Ontology annotation, molecular function: phosphoglycerate dehydrogenase activity; NAD binding. The transcript is spliced from 12 exons. The record is from RefSeq and is a predicted model, not a curated record. NCBI's taxonomy places the organism in Eukaryota, Metazoa, Chordata, Actinopteri, Siluriformes, Bagridae. Bases 47 to 1633 code for a protein of 528 amino acids.
CACACAUACACGUGCCCAGAAGCUCCGGUUCUGCAAGAUUAGAGAAAUGGCUCCGGUUGCAAUCAAGCGCGUUUUAAUAAGCGAAAGUGUGGAUCCGUGCUGCAAGAAGAUUUUGCAAGAAAAUGGAAUUGAAGUCACUGAAAGAACAAAUAUGAACAAAGAUGAGCUGAAAGCACAGAUUAAGGAUUUUGAUGGUCUGGUUGUGCGGUCAGCUACCAAAGUGAGUGCUGACGUCAUCGCAUCCGCCGGGAGCCUGAAGCUGAUUGGACGAGCCGGAACCGGCGUGGACAACGUGGACGUGGAGGCGGCCACCAAGAAAGGCAUCAUUGUCAUGAACACUCCAAGUGGCAACACAAUCAGUGCUGCUGAACUGACCUGUGCCCUUGUGAUGAGUUUAUCAAGAAAGGUUCCACAAGCUGCUAUGUCGAUGAAGGCAGGAAACUGGGAUCGUAAAAAGUUCAUGGGUGCAGAGUUGUACGGCAAAACCCUUGGUAUACUUGGUCUUGGAAGGAUCGGGAAAGAGGUGGCCACUAGAAUGCAGUCUUUUGGAAUGAAGACCAUUGGUUAUGAUCCCAUUACUCCCCCAGAGGUGUCUAAGGGCUGGGGGGUGGAGCAGAUGUCUCUGGAGGCGCUGUGGCCUCAGUGUGAUUAUAUCACCGUGCAUACGCCUCUCAUGCCCUCCACCACAGGAUUACUGAAUGAUGCCUCAUUUGCUAAAUGUAAGAGAGGUGUGAAGGUGGUAAACUGUGCCCGUGGAGGCAUCAUUGAUGAAGCUGCUUUGCUAAGAGCUCUAGAGUCUGGUCAGUGUGGAGGAGCAGGUCUGGAUGUGUUUGUAGAGGAGCCUCCCAAGGACAGGGCCCUGGUGAACCACCCUAAUGUGAUCAGCUGCCCGCAUCUGGGAGCCAGCACGAUGGAGGCCCAGGCUCGCUGUGGCCAAGACAUUGCACUGCAGAUUGUGGACAUGGUCAAAGGGACAGCAUUAGUGGGAGCGGUGAAUGCACAGGUUCUGGCUAGCACCUUUACCCCUGAGUCACAGCAAUGGAUCAGGCUUGGGGAGGCCUUGGGGAAGUUGCUGAAGGUCUGCAACUCAACUAAACAGCCCUAUGACAAAGUCAACAUCACUACUCAAGGAGAAUGUUUGAAGAAAUCACUUGAGCUCCUGAGCUCAGCUGCUGCUGUUGGACUUUUGGCUGAAAGCUCUGAGAACGGCCUUAAUCUGGUGAAUGCUCUCACGCUAGCGGAAGAGACAGGAAUUAUAAUUAAAAAAGAUCACAUUGAUGGGAAUGAAGCAAAAGCCACCUGCAUGUUGGAGACCUCUGUAAAUGGCAGUGUUUAUAAAGCCUUGGGCACGGUGCAGAACACAGUACCAGUUCUUCUGGAGAUGAACGGCAGUGUAUUUAGACAGCCAGUGGCUCUCUCUGGAAACCUGUUGUUUUUCAGGGCGGCAACUUCUCCUCAGCUCCUGCCUUCUGUUACUGGUGUGCUGGCAGCAGCAGGUGUUGAGAUUGAUCACUUCAGUGCCUCCAGUACCUCUGGUGGAGAUCAUUGGUAUUGUGUGGGGGUUUCCUGUCUGCUGAAAGACUUCAGCACUCUCAUGCCCCUGGUGAAAGAGGCAGCACAACUUAUUGUAUAAGCUCCUGCUAUCUGCAUGUUUGUGGGAAUCUUCUGUAGCAUUCCAGUGUCUUACAUAUCUAAGUAUUUGAAAGAUUUCUUCAGUCCUGGGGAUACCCAACAUAAUUGAUAGAGCUCAUUACCUGCAUUUUUUUUAAUCAAACCUGUCCUUUGCAUUUGUAACAUGGUGAAAUUACUAUGGACAAGAACAGUUGUGUGAAUCAGAUGUGAUUGUGGUAAUAUGCUGCUGAAUGCUCUAGAAGGAUAUUAGGUUGAAAGUAUAUUGGAGGAAUAAUUUUACAUUUUCUAAGAUCGGGGUGGGUUUGUGUCAGGAGCAAUUUCUGAAAAUAUGGAGGGCAGUGAAUCCCUAGGACUGGAGGUAGGAAAAAUUUGAUUUAACACAAGCACAGCUUGCCCUUAGUACACAGGUUCCUCAACCCAGGUCCUGGACAAUAUUAGUGUUUUCCCUACUCUAACACACCCUUCAACUCAAGAUGAAUUAGUUGUGCUGGGAGCAGGAAAUACACUAGAAUGUGCAGGACCGUGUACUCCAGGACCAUGGAUUAGUACCUGUGAUAGUGCAAUAUAGAUAUAAUUUCAUAAGCAUAAACCUUAAUUUUGGUUCCAUGUUGUGUGUGUAAGCUACAUUUGAAUUUUCUAAACCAUUUAAUAGAACUGCUACUAACAAGCAAGCAGUGAUAUUUUUCUAGAAAAGCAACUAAUAAACAAUGGAUGCAUGGAUGAUACCUAGUUGAUUCCCCAGACUGAUUUCAUUGAUUAAAGACAAGUUAUUCAACUGGUCAGUUAAUUAACCGAUUUGAUAAAUGUGUUGGAGUUGAAAAGUCACUACGCUGCUUGACUCUUUUCUCUGCAAAACAGAGGAUUUUCUUAAUCCUAAGCUCCCUUUUCUGUAAAGUCCUUGUGGCUCCAUGACUCAGCCGUUAGCAUUGCUGAGUAAUAGUCUGAGAUCAAGUUACCAGCUGUGAUAUUUUGUAUUUCUCUUUGCUUUCAUCUGGGUUUGUUCUGAGUUCGCUCAUUUUCUCCCACCUCACAGAAUCAUGGCAGUAGGUGAAUUGGCUACUUUAAAUUGCCCCUAGCUGUAAGUGUAUUAGCCAGUGCAUGAGUGAGUCAAAGAUUGCCAGGGUGUAUUCCCACUUCCUGCCUGGGAUAGGGUCAGGAUUUACCAGAGUCCUGACUAGGAUAAAGCGCUUAAUGAAGAUAAACGAUUGAUUUACAGUUAAUUGAUAGACCUGAUGUGAUGAGUAUAAAAUCACCAUACUGCACGACAACAUUUCAUCUGACACUAAGAUAGUUUUGUAAUACGUUUUACUAGAAUGUAAAAAAGUUUAACACUAAAAAGUCAAAUAAGCUUUUUUGUUCUCAUGAUAUGCGGAUUUUGAAUGAUUAAAAACAAUAUGAAAAAUA